Schistosoma bovis is the source of this 3277-nucleotide messenger RNA. The record is from the annotation of a GenBank genome assembly. NCBI's taxonomy places the organism in Eukaryota, Metazoa, Platyhelminthes, Trematoda, Strigeidida, Schistosomatidae.
GAUUCAUUUGAAACUGAACUAAAAUCUAAUUAUUCUGAAUGUCACUUAUAUUCCUACAUAAAUUAUCAAUAUUAUUAUUAUUAUUUCUACUGAAAAGUACUAGACCUACUUUAAAUCUCUUCAAGCAAUGUGAAAAAAUUCCCAAAGUUGAACGUUUAGAUUGUCAUCCUGAUCAACAUGCAAGUCGUAGUGUAUGCGAAUCUCGAGGUUGUUGUUGGAUUCCAAAACCUAUAUUAGAUGAUGAUGCAUUGCCAAUAUGUUUUUUUCCAAAAUCCUAUCCAACUUAUCAAAUUUAUUCAAGUCAAAAAACUGAACGUGGUUUGAUUGCUCAAUUGUAUAAAUCAAAUCCAAAAUAUUAUCGAAAUGAAAUAAAAAAUAUUUCAUUUGAACUGAGACAAGAAACAUCAACUAGGCUACGUUUACGAUUUACUAUACCAUCACAAUUAAAUAGAUGGGAACCAUCUAUACCGUUAGGACGAUUAGAAGAUACUCCAAUAGCAAAUGUGCAAUAUAAUGUUUCAAUGGAGAGUUCACCUUUUGGAUUGAAAAUUAUGCGAAACAAUCAUAAACAAGAUGUGAUUCUGGAAUCAACGGGUUCACUUUCUUCAUCUCUAAUUAUUUCAAAUCAGUUCUUACAAAUAACAUUCCGUGUAUAUGCACAAAAAGGCUUUGGUCCUGGAGAGUUCGAGAAAGUAUUUCCAAAUCCAUUAAGCAAGUGGAUGCGCUUAGGAUUAUGGUCACAUGAUGCUAUACCUCAACCAAAUUUAAAUCUUUAUGGAACUCACAAUUUCUUCAUGGGUUUAAAGUAUGAUGGCACUGCAUUUGGAAUCUUCUUUUUAAACAGCAACGCACAAGAAGUAGCAAUAACACCUCUACCAGCCAUCACAUAUAGAACCAUUGGUGGAAUAUUAGAUUUUUUCGUAUUCACUGGACCGAAACCACUAGAUGUAAUAAAUCAAUAUUAUGAUCUUAUCGGUCAUCCAACGAUACCCCCAUACUGGUCACUCGGAUUUCACAUCUGUAGAUAUGGAAUAAAAAAUCUGGAUGAAGUCAAAGAAGUCCUCAAGCGAAAUAUGGAAGCUGGAAUUCCGAUAGAUGCUCAGUGGUUUGACAUUGAUUAUAUGGAUGCAUACAAAAUUUGGUCAGUGGACACGAAACGAUUUGGUGGAAUGGAUGUUUUUGUUAGGGAUGUUUUACGCAAGAAUUAUAGCAUGAGAACAGUGUUGAUCGUAGAUCCAGCUAUUAGCACAAAAGGUGGUCCCGGAUAUCGUCCAUAUGAGGAUGGUAUGAGACUCGGUAUUUUCAUUAAUGAUAGUCGAACUGGGACACCGAUUCUAGGUACGGUGUGGCCAGGGGAAACAGUUUUCCCAGAUUUCUCACAUCCGUCUGCUGAGGAUUGGUGGUUCAAGUCGGCGUCUGAUUUCCACAAAGUGAUUAACUUCGACGGUUUGUGGAUAGACAUGAACGAACCGGCCAAUUUCAAUUGUGGUUCACUCAGUGGUUGUCCAUCAUCGAAUACGCUUGACAAUCCUCCUUUUGUGCCAAGAAUUUGUCAGAACUCGUUAUACGACAAGACAAUUUGUCCAUCAGCCUUACAUUACAACACAACACACUAUAAUUUGCAUAAUAUGUAUGGUUAUGAUAUGGCACGUGUAACGCACAAUGUUUUGACUCGAAUGUUUCCCAAUAAACGACCUUUCAUAUUGACACGUUCAAGCUUUGCAGGUUCAGGUUUGUAUGCCACUCACUGGACAGGAGAUGUUUUAUCGAAUUGGGAGAGUUUGAAAACGUCUGUGGUUCAAAUCAUUAACUUUAAUAUGUUUGGUAUUCCGAUGGUUGGUGCUGAUAUAUGUGGAUUUACAGGAAAUACAACAGAAGAACUGUGUGUCCGGUGGAGUCAGUUAGGUGCUUUUUAUCCUUUCGCUCGAAAUCAUAAUGCAUAUGGUUCAAACAAUCAAGACCCUGCACACUGGACUGAAGAAACGAUUGAAGCUAUAAAACAGGUUUUCCGUAUAAGAUACCACUUACUACCGUAUAUAUACACUUUAUUUUAUAGAUCGUACUUAAAUGGAACAACUGUGGCUCGUGCCCUCGCAUUCGAGUUCCCUGAAGACUUGGCCACACAUAAAGUCGAUUCACAAUUCAUGCUCGGAUCGUGUAUCUUAGUUACUCCAGUGCUAGAUGAGGGUCGGACAUUCGUUGAGGGUUACGUUCCAUCAGGAGAAUGGAUUGACCUAUCCACUGGCAAACGGUAUUUCAGUCGAGGUACAUGGAAAUAUUUCGAUGCACCUCUGAAUGUCAUUCCGAUUUCUAUUCGUUGUGGGUGUAUAGUUCCAAUACAAGUUUCUGCUGAAACAACAGAUAUCGCUCGUAAGAAGGGAUUUGGUUUAUUUGUGAUCUUGUCUUCAACUGAUGAUGGAAGUAGUGCUGCUGGUCAGAGAAUCACAGCAUCGGGUGAAUUAUUCUGGGAUAAUGGAGAUGAUGCUAAUUUAAAUUAUGUACAUGUGAAAUUUGAAGUACGUGAUCGUACUUUAACAGUGACUUCUACACCUUCGAGUGUUGAAAGCUUAGAGAAAAUUGAUUACCAGGAACUGGACCUUAAACUGAUUUUCAUUGUUGGCCUCGGUAAAAUCCCCAGUGAAAUUAUGUUGAACAAUAAUCCAGUGAAAUUUACAUAUCACCAUAAUGAGCAAAUUUGUCAACUAAAUAGUCAAGAUCAUAUUACACUAUCUAAAGAUUUCAUUAUUAAAUGGGUUUUUUGAUUGGAAAUUAUGCGUGUUUCCUUCAUUCAACUUAAGAAACAGGCUUAAAGAUUACUAUCUCAUCACCACAACCUAAAUCUUAUCAGUACGACCUUAUGACCCAUUUUGAGCAAAUUAUUCCCUAUUGUUUAAACGUUUCUUUUUCAAAUUUAUAAUUAAAUGUAGUGUAUGUCAAACUUUAAUUGAUUUAUUUGACCCUUACCCUAAAUAUACGAUCUGGAACUUUUCAUACACAAAUUAAAAUGUAUUGUCAUUACAAAAAUACACUUAAAUGAGUAGAGAAGCUUUCAUUGUCUGUUUGGUUAUUCGUUUAACUAGAUUAUGAACAUUUUGUUAAUUGUACUCCUAUCAACUAUCGUCAGUUAUGAAACUGAGUUGUGAGUCUUUUUUUUAAGAGUUAUGUUAUGGUAUGUAUUUUCAGCAGACUAUAACGACAUAAAUGAACAAUCGGAGAUCUAUUCAGAAUAAUUAUAACUUGGUGCGAUUCAUUAAUUUACAGUUUUAAUAAAUUACAG